This is a messenger RNA of Priapulus caudatus, 2177 nucleotides long. Its product is annotated as alpha-tocopherol transfer protein-like. The transcript has 7 exons. NCBI's taxonomy places the organism in Eukaryota, Metazoa, Priapulida, Priapulimorpha, Priapulimorphida, Priapulidae. Gene Ontology annotation, cellular component: membrane. The record is from RefSeq and is a predicted model, not a curated record. Bases 595 to 2163 code for a protein of 522 amino acids. Gene Ontology annotation, molecular function: phosphatidylinositol bisphosphate binding.
GGGUCGCCGGCUGUGUGUCUGGGGAUCGGGUUUUACUGCUGCCGUGUUCGUCUGUCAGUCAGCACGAUGCACGCAGCAACGACGCGGUUUUAAGUGACCGGCUCGAGGGUGAUUUGUUUUUAUCGGCGGCGACUCUGUGCAAUCGUUUUAUAUAGAUAGCUUUCCAGUGUGCGGUAGAUGUGUAGGAGCCCUUCGCUGCACCUAUGCGUAUUAUGUCAGCAAGUGCAUGCAUAGUGACAGUGUAUACGAUGUGCAAACUCAUCGUAAUUGAAAUCGAAUGACGUAUGGAUAGAUGCUUGCGCGGAUACGAGAGCGCGGUAACUAAAACUGUUCUGUCUUCAUGGUAGGCGCGCCGACUCAGCAGAGGUAUUGAUCUAUCACGCACAUACACGCGCACACACGCACAGAGACACUUCCCGCUGCUUGUGUACGUCGCCGGGGAAGGUGCUCGUGCUUUUAUCGGGGCAUAUGUCAGCCGACAUCUGCUCCGGCGAGGCCCGCUCGUGCGACGGCAGCUGGCGAGGCUAGCGGUACGGGCCGCGUGCGCACGGACGUCGCACGAUUCUCGGGUCAAGGUCGCGUAUCGAGGUCAACAUGUCGGUGUCCACCGAGAAUCUGAGCGACCGCGAGCAGUACCUGCUAGCCGAACGACGCAACCUCGGCGACAGACGGAGUCUGAGCGAUAGACAGAGCCUGAAUGAUAGCAGGAGUGCGAGUGAUAGACAGAGCCUGAGCGAUAGACGGAACCUGAGUGACAGACGCAACCUGAGCGACAGAAUGAGCCUCAGCGAUGUUCCAUUGGAGUGUCUUAGCAACAAGCAGAGCUCAGCUAGCGACAGUCACAGCGUCAGUGCGAGGACAAGAUUAAGUGAUAACGUGGGCGAGGCGGUGCGGAGACGUAGCCCGCGUCUCGCGCGCCAGGAGCACCACAGCGCCGACGACUCGCCCACUCUCGUCGCCCACGACCUCUUCGACGUCGCCGGCUGCAGCGGCAUCGUCACGGCGACGAGCGUGCGGCGCAAGGUGCGCGCGAAGCUCGACCGCAACGGCUACUCGACGUCGACGACGUCCGAGUCGAGUCAGAACGGCGACGUGCGCUCGAUGCAUUCAGGCUCACUGCACUCCAGCUCGCUGCAGUCGCAGGCCGAGGGCAGCUUCGGGAGCGUUCCCGAGGGUAGCUUUGGGAGCAUUCAGGAGACGGAGGGCUCAUCGCCGAGCGCGAUGUACGAGCCGUACGUGUGCACCCUGAGCGAAGAGUUGAUCCGCAAGGCCGAGGAGGAGCUGCAGGAAAAGCCGGAGUGGCGGACACGCGACAUCCAGGCCCUGCGAGACAUGGUGCUAGCACGACCUGACCUCAACUUUCGCAUCGACGACUCCUUCCUGCUGCGCUUCCUGCGUGCGAGAAAGUACGACUACGACAGAGCGUUCCAGCUGCUGUUGAACUACUACAGUUUACGAGCGCAGAACCCCGAUAUCUAUGCCAACCUCCUACCUUCCGCCGUGCGCGGGUUACUGGAGAGAGAUAUACAGGGAAUUCUUCCUCACAGGACUGAGCAAGGAUGUCGCAUCUUUGUCUUCAGGCCAGGUCAGUGGGACGUGGAGAAGCAUCACAUCAACGACGUGUUCCGCUGCAGCGUGCUGAUGCUCGAGAAACUAGUGCAGGAGGAGGAGACGCAGAUCAACGGCAUCGUCGCCAUCAUCGACUUCCAGUCCAUCAACCUGAACCACGUGCGCCAGAUCGGACCCUCCUACCUGAAGAAGUUCACCGCUCUUAUCCAGGACUGCUUCCCGGCAAGGUUUAAGGGCAUACACUACCUGAGAGAGCCGAUGAUAUUUGGGGUGCUUUUUGCAGUCAUCAAGCCUUUUCUGAAGCAAAAGAUACUAGAUAGGCUACACUUCCACGGCAACAACCUGAGUGCACUUCACGAGUUCAUAUCACCCGACAUCCUGCCCGCAGAGUUCGGCGGUCACCAGCCGCCGUUCUGCAACGACGACUUUCUCGAGGUCAUCCUUGCCUCCGAACGGGAAUACCAGGAAGAUGCCAAGUAUGGCCUUGUAGGGGGAUGCCAGGAGAGGGCGCUGGUGAGGCAGAGCAGCAGCGACGUUGACAUCCUGACCGGAACCUUCCGCAAAGUGUGCAUGAACGUUGGACAGGAUAGCUGAUUCCGGUGCGAACA